GUCUCUUCUCCAGCAGCUGAAACCCUACACCUCUUUUCUCACUUUCGAUUCAGUACGAAUCUUAGUUGCAGGUUAGUUGAGGAAGAAUCAAGUGGAGAAAUGAGUGGCACGCGAUCUUCGUUUACGGAAGUCGGCAGGAUGCGUUUUCAGCCGCCUUUCACUCCGUCACAGUUGCAGGAACUUGAACAUCAAGCUCUGAUAUACAAAUAUAUGGUAGCUGGAGCGCCUGUAUCAUCAGAACUCCUUAUUCCGAUCCUUCAGAGCCUCGAUUCAUCAUCGCCUAGGUUCUUUCACCACUCGUCUGUCGGUUACUCUUCCAAUUUUGGAAAGAAACUUGAUCCAGACUUAGGUAGGUGCAAGAGGACGGAUGGAAAGAAAUGGAGGUGUUCAAAGGAUGCAACUCCAGACUCCAAAUACUGUGAACGUCACAUGAACAAAGGCCGUAACCGUUCAAGAAAGCUAGUGGAAUCUCAAACAAACUUUAAAUCUCCACCAACUGUGGUAUCGAGCUAUGGUGGUAGUAAUGUAGGGAGCAGCAGUUUUCAGAAUCUGCUUGGGUCUUCCAUCGUUAAUAAUGAAGAUGACUCGUUAUAUAGAAGCAAUGUAUUGAAACUUCAGAUGGAAUGUCUUGCAUAUGACACUACAGAUAAGGAACAAAGAUAUUUGCAUGGAGAGGAGCUUUUGCCUGAUGCAUUCAAAAACACAUCUUCUGUUGUAGACUCGGGAAACCCUAGAGUUCAUAGCCUAGACUCUAACUUCGACAACACAUGGAAUCUUAUGCCCUUUUCUAACAUGAGCCCACAAUCAAAUCCAGGGAAUAUAGUCUCCAAUCUUAAAGAAGAAGAUGAGCAUCAUGGCAUGAGAACAUUCUUGGACAACAAUUGCCUUCCCACUUCCACAAAGGGUUUAUUAUGGCCAAACUUUGAAAACACAUUCUCCAACACUCAAUUAUCCAUCUCGACGCCAGUAGCCUCACCCGAGCCAUCUUCUCCAUAUAAUGAUGCAGAUGCAUGAAGGCGUCUUCUCUAUCUCUAUUUCGGUACGAGUAUAACUGGUAAUUCAAUUUUUUUGGUUUGCAAAUUCUAUUACCAUUUUAUAACUCUUUCGUUUGUUAUCGGUUUUAUCACUAUGUUGUACUGGUAUUUCUAAAAUAUUAUUGGAACCUGCCUUUUUGUU
Messenger RNA from Impatiens glandulifera, 1176 nucleotides. RefSeq names its product growth-regulating factor 3-like. The record is from RefSeq and is a predicted model, not a curated record. The transcript has 4 exons. Gene Ontology annotation, biological process: regulation of DNA-templated transcription; DNA-templated transcription; developmental process. The coding region runs from base 100 to 1014 and encodes 304 amino acids. Lineage: Eukaryota; Viridiplantae; Streptophyta; Magnoliopsida; Ericales; Balsaminaceae. Gene Ontology annotation, cellular component: nucleus. Gene Ontology annotation, molecular function: ATP binding.